Messenger RNA from Ziziphus jujuba (common jujube), 3769 nucleotides. RefSeq names its product LRR receptor-like serine/threonine-protein kinase FLS2. Gene Ontology annotation, molecular function: ATP binding; protein kinase activity; protein binding. Lineage: Eukaryota; Viridiplantae; Streptophyta; Magnoliopsida; Rosales; Rhamnaceae. The coding region runs from base 181 to 3645 and encodes 1154 amino acids. The transcript is spliced from 2 exons. Gene Ontology annotation, biological process: protein phosphorylation. The record is from RefSeq and is a predicted model, not a curated record.
GGAUGAGCCCCCAGUCAAAACUUUUCUUUUUGGUUCGAAGCAUCGUAUUUAUCUUCAACACCUAACUAAGUUUUCAAGAUCAUUGAUUGGCUAGAAAGUGUGUCUAUAUAUAUAUAUAUAUAUAUUAGUGCUUUAUCAUCCAAUGUGGCUUGCAGUUCAGUAUAUGCCAUUUCUGUAGCAAUGGUUUCUCAAAGAGUGAGUUUGAUAAUCAUACUGGUUUUUCAUGUCGUAGUUUCCGUUCUAUCAGCUAAACCCAUCUUGGAAACUGAAGUUGAGGCCUUGAAAGCCUUCAAAAGUUCCAUUACUGAUGACCCAUUUGGAGCACUUGCAGAUUGGACUAAUGUGAACCACCAUUGCAACUGGUCUGGUAUUGCCUGUGAUCCUUCCUCUGAUCGUGUCAUUUCGAUUUCUUUGGUUUCAAAGCAGCUCAAAGGCCAGAUAUCUCCAUUCCUAGGAAACAUUUCAGGCCUCCAGGUUCUUGAUCUAACUUCAAAUUCAUUCACUGGUCAUAUUCCAGCUCAACUGGGACUUUGCUCCCAUCUUUUUGAGCUUAUUCUGUAUCAAAAUGCUCUUUCAGGUUCAAUCCCACCAGAACUAGGAACACUAAGAAAUUUGCAAUUGCUAGAUUUGGGUGAAAAUAGUUUAAAUGGAAGCAUACCAGAAAGCAUUUGCAAUUGCACUGUAUUGUUAGGUUUCGAUUUCUCUUUCAACAAGCUCACUGGUACAAUCCCACCAAACAUAGGAAAUUUGAUUAAUCUGCAGAAUCUUUUAGUAUCCACCAACAACUUGGUAGGGUCAAUACCUGCUUCCAUUGGCAAGUUAGGAGCUUUACAAGCUCUUGACUUGAGUGUUAACCAGUUUUCUGGAUUAAUACCCUUGGAGGUUGGUAAUCUGUCAAACUUAGAGUAUCUCCACUUGUUUGAGAAUUCUUUAGCUGGGGAAAUACCACGUGAACUCGGUCACUGUAAGAAGCUUGUUUCUUUGGAACUCAGCAGCAAUCAGUUCAGUGGAGGCAUUCCUUCUGAGCUAGGAAACUUGGUCCUCUUAGAAAGACUGCAGUUGUAUAAGAAUCUUUUAAAUUCCACCAUCCCACUUUCCAUAUUUCAGUUGAAAUACUUAACCCAUUUAGGUCUCUCACAGAAUGAGUUAAUUGGAAAAGUACCAUCUGAGAUUGGAAAUUUAAGAUCAUUACUGGUAUUGACCCUGUAUUCCAAUAAGUUUACAGGAAAUAUCCCUUUAUCAUUGACAAACUUGUCAAAUCUUACAGUCUUGAGUAUGAGCUUCAAUUUCCUCUCAGGGGAGCUUCCAUCUGACAUAGGAUUGCUUUAUAAUCUGAAGAACUUGACCAUGAAUAACAACUUUCUUGAGGGAUCCAUCCCAUCUAGUAUCAUCAAUUGUACCCAUCUUCUAGAUAUUGCUUUAGCUAAUAAUGGACUAACUGGGAAAAUUCCUCAAGGAUUGGGACAGUUGUCAAAUCUCACUCAUCUAUUACUUUCCUCAAAUAAAAUGAUUGGAAAAAUCCCAGAUGACCUCUUUAAUUGCUCAAAUCUUCAAAUUUUAGAUUUGGGAAUCAACAAUUUUAGUGGGUUGCUGAAACCAGAAAUUGGAAAACUCUAUAAUCUCCAGAUUUUGAACAUCGUCUCCAAUUCCUUUGUUGGACCAAUUCCUCCAGAAAUUGGCAAUUUAAGCCAACUUAUCCUUCUAUCACUUGCUGAGAAUAGAUUUUCAGGUCUAGUUCCACCACAGUUAUUCAAGAUCUCUCACCUCCAAGGGCUGUCUCUGCAUGACAAUGCCUUGGACGGAGCUAUACCAGAGAAACUUUCUGAACUUGAGCAACUUACUACACUUUAUUUGCAGCACAACAAGUUUACAGGUCCAGUACCAGAUGGUAUCUCUAGACUCGAGUUCCUCUCACGUCUAGACCUCCAUGGUAACAUGCUCAAUGGAUCCAUUCCAAUAAGCAUGAAGAACCUUAAUCGACUUACAGUGUUGGAUCUCUCUCACAAUUACCUUUCAGGAUCAAUUCCAGGGUCUGUGAUUGCAAGUAUGAAAAGCAUGCAAAUAUAUUUGAACCUCUCAUACAAUUUCUUGGAAGGAGCUCUUCCAGAUGAGCUUGGUAAGCUGGAAAUGGUAGAAGCAAUCGACAUAUCCAAUAACAAACUUACGGGGAUAAUUCCUAAGACAAUUGAAGGCUGCAAGAAUUUGUUCUCCAUUGAUCUGUCGAGGAAUAAUCUAUCAGGUUCAAUUCCAGCUGAAGUUUUUGCUGCAAUGGACGUGCUCACAAACUUGAACCUCUCUAAUAAUAACUUAGAGGGUGAACUGCCAGAAAAGUUGGGGACUUUAAAGCAUCUUAUAUCCGUAGACCUUUCUAGAAAUCAGCUGAAGGGCAAUAUCCCUGAGAGCUUGACUAAUUCUUCCACUUUGAAGCACCUGAACCUCUCUUUCAACCAACUUACAGGCCAUGUUCCGGAGUCUGGAAUCUUCAGAAACAUAAGCCCAUCUAGCUUGAUAGGUAAUUCAGAUCUUUGUGGAACCAAAUUACUCAAAGCAUGCAGCAAUACGAAUUCACACAAGAUAUCCAAGAAAAUCAUGUUGAUUCUCCUGGCACUUGGUUCUGUUAGUGUACUCCUAAUUCUAGUUUUCACUCUUAUGGUCCUCCACCGAUGCAGGAAAACCCGUAAUUCAAAGAAGACAGAAAAUCCGGAACCCGGAUUUGCUUCAGCAAUGACCCUCAAGAGGUAUGAUCAGAAGGAUUUAGAAAUGGCUACAAAUUUCUUCAGUGAAGAUAAUAUCAUGGGUUCAAGCAGUUUGAGCACUGUGUACAAAGGUCAAUUGGAUGGAGAGACUGUAGCUAUAAAGAAACUGAAUCUGCAACAGUUCUCUGUGGAAUCAGAUAAGUGCUUCAAUAGAGAAAUCGAUACCCUGAGCCAACUUAGGCAUAGGAAUUUGGUGAAAAUACUUGGUUAUGCUUGGGUAAGUGGAAAACUAAAGGCGUUGGUUCUAAAAUACAUGGAAAAUGGGAACUUGGAGAGCAUUAUACACCAUCAUGGAGCAGAUCAGCAUGGAUGGACAUUAUCUGAAAGAAUCAAAGUUUGCAUUUCCAUUGCUAGCGGGUUGGACUACUUGCAUUGUGGAUAUGAUUUCCCCAUUGUUCACUGUGACUUGAAACCUUCAAACAUCCUUUUGGAUGGAGAUUGGGAGGCCCAUGUGAGUGACUUCGGAACAGCUCGAAUGCUUGGCGUUCAGCUUCAGAAUGGAAAUAGUCUUUCCUCAACAUUAUCUUUUCAAGGCACCGUGGGCUACUUGGCACCAGAGUUAGCAUACAUGAGCAAGGUCACAACAAAGGUUGACGUAUUCAGCUUCGGCAUAAUUAUGAUGGAGUUCCUAACAAAGCAAAGGCCAACAGGACUCAUAGAAAUGGAUGGAAUGCCAAUAAGCUUGUGCCAAAUGGUGGAAAAUGCACUUGAAAAUGGUAUAAUGCUUCAAGUUCUAGACCCUUUACUUGCUUUCAAUGUCUCCAAAAAGGAGGAAGAAGUAAUAGAAGACCUGCUAAAACUAGGGUUGAGUUGCACCAAUCCAAAUCCUGACAACCGUCCCAGCGUGAAAGAUGUUCUUUCAACCCUUUUGAAGCUAAAAAAAGGGUAAGCUAUCUAGUAUCACACUAUUCUGGUUGAUGGUUGUAAUCUUAAUGGAAUAUGGAACUGGAACAACUCUGUAGAGUUCACUAUGUACUAGUUAUCGAUUCAAUGUCAACUUUUCAAGUUUUUUC